GCUCUCCCGUCUUUCCCCUCCUCAUCCAACCAAGCACAAGCAGAUGGAGCACUGGAGCAGGGAGCAGGGAGCAGGGAGCAGGCAGUACUCUGAUACCCAGCUCCGCUUGGCCCCUGCCCACGGGCACGGGACAUGGCCGCGCUCCCACCCACGCCGCCGAGCCAUGUCCCACCGCCCGCCAGGUCCACGCCGGCAACGGCCAGUGGACCCCGCGCCGAGCCGCCCGGCGUCGUUCUCGACUGCAAGCGGCUGGACAGCCUGAUGAAGUCCGGGAGGCUGACGGACGCCCUCGACCUGUUCGACCGGAUGCCCCGCAAGAACGUCGUGGCCUGGACCUCGGCCAUCUCCGGGUGCACGCGGAACGGCCGCCCCGAGGCGGCCGCGGCGAUGUUCGCGGACAUGCUGGCGUCCGGCGUCGCGACCAACGACUUCGCCUGCAACGCGGCGCUGGCGGCGUGCGCGGCCGCGGGCGCGCUCGGCCUCGGGGAGCAGGUGCACUCGCUCGCCGUGCGGGCGGGAUUCGCGGGGGACGCCUGGAUUGGGACCUGCCUCAUCGAGCUCUACUCGAGGUGCGGCUCUCUGCGGGCGGCCGAGGAGGUGUUUCGCCAGAUGGAGUCGCCGGAUGUCGUGGGGUACACCUCGCUCGUCUCGGCGCUCUGCAGGGACGGUGAGUUCGCACGGGCUGUGGAGGUGCUCUGUCAGAUGAUGAGGCAGGGUUUGCAGCCGAACGAGCACACGAUGACAAGCAUUCUGGCAGCGUGCCCACGAGUUCUCGGUGAGCAGAUACAUGGGUACAUUGUCAAGGCGAUGGGUUUGCAGAGUGUCUAUGCAUCAAGUGCGCUGAUCGAUCUCUAUUCGAGGAAUGGUGACUGUGACAUGGCGAGGUCGGUGUUUCAAAAACUCGACUCCAAGAACGUGGUGUCAUGGUGUUCCAUGAUGCAGCUGUGCAGCAGGGAUGGGCGGUUGGAAGAUGCACUGCGAGUGUUCAGCGAGAUGGUUUCAGAGGGUGUCGAGCCGAAUGAGUUUGCGUUCUCAAUUGCUCUUGGCGCUUGUGGAUCCGCUGAUCUGGGGCGUCAAAUUCACUGCUCAGCCAUCAAGCACAACUUGAUGACAGAUAUUCGAGUAUCAAACGCUUUACUCUCCAUGUAUGGUAGAAGUGGUCUUACAGAAGAACUUGAGGCUGUGCUUGACCAUAUUGAAAAUCCUGACCUUGUUAGCUGGACAGCUGCUAUUUCUGCCAACUUCCAGAAUGGUUUUGGUGAGAAGGCUGUUGCAUUGCUUUCUAAGAUGCAUUCACAAGGUUUCGCACCGAAUGACUACACCUUCUCUAGCGGUCUGAGUUCUUGUGCAGACCUGGCAUUGCUGGAUCAAGGAAGGCAGUUUCAUUGCCUGGCUCUAAAACUGGGGUGUGACUCCAAAAUUUGUACUGGGAAUGCACUGAUCAACAUGUACUCCAAAUGUGGUCAAAUUGCAUCUGCAAGGCUUGCAUUUGAUGUCAUGAAUCUUCAUGAUGUCACGUCUUGGAACUCACUGAUUCAUGGUUUCGCGCAGCAUGGAGAUGUGAACUUGACACUGGAGGCAUUCAGUGAGAUGUGCUCCAGUGGUUGCAAGCCUGACGAUUCAACAUUUCUUGGAGUCUUGGUGGGGUGCAAUCAUGCAGGUCUGGUGAAGGAAGGGGAGAUGUUCUUCAGACUAAUGAUUGAUCAAUAUGGUAUCAUACCAACCCCUUCCCAUUAUGCAUGCAUGAUCGACAUGCUGGGUCGAAAUGGCAGAUUCGAUGAGGCACUAGGCAUGAUCGAGAAGAUGCCAUUCGAGCCUGAUGUGUUGAUUUGGAAGACACUAUUAGCAUCGUGCAAGCUGCACAGGAAUCUGGAUAUGGGAAAGCUCGCCGCAGACAAGCUCAUGGAGCUUUCAGAAAGAGACUCUGCAAGCUACGUGCUGAUGUCGAACAUCUACGCGAUGCACGGGGAAUGGCAGGACGCCGGGAGGGUUCGGCGGAGGAUGGACGAGGUGGGGGUGAAGAAGGAAGCCGGGGAAAGCUGGAUUGAGGUCAAGAACGAGGUCCACACCUUUGUUGCAAGAGACACGUCGCAUCCAGACUCGGCGUCCAUCUAUCAGAUGCUUGCGGAGCUCGUUGAUGUGAUGCAAGAUGCAGGCUUAGAUGUUCGUAUGCAGUGAGAAACCAAAGGGCUGUUCUGGUGAGGUUCGGAUCCUGGGGAUCCACCCAGAUUGUGGUGGUUGUUUCCAAGCUGGUAAAAGCUUGAGUAACAUAGGAUUCUACAACACGAGGUUGGCGGAUCUGAGGUGAUUACUGGAUCAUGAGUUGGAUUACAUAAUCUGUGUGGAUCCAAACAUACCUACCCCCUAUAUUUACAUUCCUACUUUCCAUGAUUAUCUCUGACACUCAUACCAUUAACUGUGCAGAUUCCAUAUAUUAUUUCCA
Messenger RNA from Setaria italica (foxtail millet), 2443 nucleotides. Its product is annotated as pentatricopeptide repeat-containing protein At2g27610. The transcript is spliced from 2 exons. Bases 133 to 2178 code for a protein of 681 amino acids. The record is from RefSeq and is a predicted model, not a curated record. Gene Ontology annotation, biological process: RNA modification. NCBI's taxonomy places the organism in Eukaryota, Viridiplantae, Streptophyta, Magnoliopsida, Poales, Poaceae. Gene Ontology annotation, molecular function: RNA binding; protein binding.